Messenger RNA from Capsella rubella, 1434 nucleotides. RefSeq names its product serine carboxypeptidase-like 15. The record is from RefSeq and is a predicted model, not a curated record. The transcript has 14 exons. Lineage: Eukaryota; Viridiplantae; Streptophyta; Magnoliopsida; Brassicales; Brassicaceae. Gene Ontology annotation, molecular function: serine-type carboxypeptidase activity; acyltransferase activity, transferring groups other than amino-acyl groups. Bases 1 to 1308 code for a protein of 435 amino acids. Gene Ontology annotation, biological process: secondary metabolic process; proteolysis.
AUGGCUUCCUUGAUAUUCAAGUUGCUGUUUUUGCAGCUUGUGCUUGUCUUGAUUCAACAUGCUUAUUCUGGUUCUAUCAUCAGAUCUCUUCCUGGUUUUGAAGGCCCUCUUCCCUUCGAGCUCGAAACCGGGUACAUUGGUGUUGGAGAAGCAGAGGAAGAUCAAAUGUUCUAUUACUUCGUAAAGUCUGAGAGUAAUCCUAUAGAAGACCCUCUUCUUGUCUGGUUAACUGGAGGACCUGGCUGCUCUUCUUUCUCUGGUCUUGUUUAUGAGAAUGGUCCUCUUGCUUUCAAAGUUGAGACUUACAAUGGAAGUGUUCCCACGUUGGUUUCUACUACAUAUUCAUGGACUAAGGUUGCUAAUAUAAUCUAUUUAGAUCAGCCUGUUGGGACUGGAUUCUCCUACUCAAGAAAUCCACUAGCUGAUAUACCAAGUGACACAGGAUCAGCUAAACGGGUCAACGAGUUUCUUCGUAAUUGGCUAGCUAAGCAUCCUGAGUAUUUCUCCAAUCCUUUCUAUGUCGCCGGGAAUUCUUAUUCCGGUAAGGUUAUUCCGGCCAUCGUCCAAGAAAUCUCAAAUGGAAAUUAUAUAUGCUGCAAACCUCAAAUAAAUCUUCAGGGCUAUGUGAUCGGAAACCCGGUAACAUACUAUGAUCAUGAUAAAGACUCUCGCAUUCCAUUUGCUCAUGGAAUGGGGCUCAUCUCUGAUGAACUCUUCGAGUCUUUGAAGAGAAGCUGUGGAGGAAACUAUAAUACUGUUGAUCCUCUUAACACAGAAUGCUUGAAACUGGUUGAAGAUUAUCACAAGUGUGUUUCUGGAAUAUAUGAAGAACUUGUUAUAGCACCAAAAUGUGAAACUACAUCUCCUGAUUGUUAUACGUAUAGGUAUUUGCUAUCCAAUUACUGGGCUAAUAACAAGAGUGUCCGCAGAGCACUCAAAGUUGUGAAGGGGAGUAAAGGGAAAUGGGAACGAUGUGACUAUGCCGUGCAUUGCAAAAAAGACAUAAUAAGUAGCAUACCAUACCAUAUGAAUAACAGCAUCAAAGGUUAUCGAUCUCUCGUCAUUAGCGGUGAUCACGAUAUGACAAUCCCGUUCGUUGGAACUCAAGCAUGGAUAAGCUCUCUCAACUAUUCCGUUAUUGACAAAUGGAGGCCAUGGAUGGUACUCGAUCAAGUCGCCGGAUACACCAAGACUUAUGCUAAUAAGAUGACAUUUGCCACUGUGAAAGGAGGCGGGCACACGUUAGAGUAUAAACCAGAGGAGUGUUCAAUCAUGUUCAAGAGGUGGAUAAGUGGCCAACCUCUCUAAACACACAAACCUCAAUCUUGGAAUGCAUCUUACAUUAAUUAAUGUUGAAGCGGAAAGUGUUUGGUUUGAUGAUUCAUCUGAAAUAAAUGUUACAUGUUUACACUAUCUAUAUAUUAGAAGACAACA